GUGAUGCUGUUUGUAGUUUUUUGUCCGCACAGCGCUUCCUGCCGGUGUUUGGGCAGAUUUAAUAUCCUGACAUGGACCAGACUCUUCACAGGGGAGGAUAAUGACAUUUAAUCGACGGGCUACGCCGUGAAAGAGGAGUUUGUUGUGAGAAACACGACAGGCGCGAGUGUUUCGGGAUCUCUUCCUGGUUUCUGUGGGUGAGGUCUGCUCGAAGAUCACAUCGGAACAAAUCUUUACAACACGGAAAAAACAUGUGAAUUAUCAGUCUGAAGAGUCCUGAAAUUGGAAAAAAAAAAAAUGGCGUCCUCCAAAGCAAAGGUGGGAGUGAACAAUGAGAGCCUGAAGGAGAGCAGUCCGGCUGAAGAAGCUGCACAAAAUAGCAGGACGUACAGCCUGGAUGACUUGGAGACCAUCGCCACAGUGGGAACGGGGACGUUUGGCCGAGUGUUCCUGGUGAAGGACAAGAAGAGCCGGGCGUUCUUCGCCCUGAAGCAGAUGAAGAUCCCCGACGUGAUCCGCCUCAAGCAGGAGCAGCACGUCCACAACGAGAAGGAGGUGCUGACCGAGGUCAACCACCCCUUCCUCAUCCGCCUGUUCUGGACCCACCAUGACGAGCGCUUCCUCUACAUGCUGAUGGACUACGUCCCCGGCGGCGAGCUCUUCAGCUACCUGCGCAGCCGCGGCCGCUUCAGCAACGCCACCGGCCUCUUCUACACCUCGGAGAUCGUGUGCGCCAUCGAGUACCUCCACUUCAAGGAGAUCGUUUACCGGGACCUGAAGCCCGAGAACAUCCUGCUGGACGGCGAAGGGCACAUCCGCCUCACCGACUUCGGCUUCGCCAAGAAGCUCUCCGACAGGACCUGGACCCUGUGUGGGACUCCGGAGUAUCUGGCUCCUGAAGUCAUCCAGAGCAAAGGCCACGGCCGGGCCGUGGACUGGUGGGCGCUGGGAAUCCUCAUCUUCGAAAUGCUGGCUGGCUAUCCUCCGUUCUUCGACGACAAUCCUUUUGGAAUCUAUCAGAAGAUCCUGGCCGGGAAACUGGAAUUCCCUCGUCACCUGGACUUCUACGUCAAAGAUCUCAUCAAGAAGUUCCUGGUCACUGAUCGAGCUCGGAGACUCGGCAACAUGAAGAACGGAGCGGACGACGUGAAGAAGCAUCGCUGGUUCAAGACGGUGGACUGGGAGGCCGUCCCCCUCAGGAAGAUGAAGCCUCCCAUCGUCCCCAAAGUCUCCCACGAAGGCGACACGUCCAACUUCGACGUUUACCCAGAGGACGACUGGAAGAAAGACCCCGUCGUGCCGCAGAAGGACCUGGAGAUCUUCAAGAACUUCUGAGGCGCAGAAAACACACUGUUUACCGCAGUGGGGGGGGGGGGCGUCCAGCGUCCGGCGUCUGGGACCAGCUGGACCAGCGACCUCCUCACCGGACAGCUCCACUGACAUGAUUCACUUUUAUAGUUUAUUUAUGGGACUCCAGUCCAAAACUUUGAUCUUCUCGGUUUUUAUCACUGUUUUGUUUACUGAGCCUGCUCAUAUGCAAAAACACCAAAAGACUGUUACUUCCUGUGUCUCGAAAGAAAAGACUCAGGUCUUUUUAUAUUGUUUUAUACGUUCUCUCUUUUUACUCUGUUCAUAUUUAAAGCGAGUCCACGAUGGUGCUGUCGACCAACCAGACGUCUGCCGCCUCUCUCGUACGGAACUAACUUUUUUUUAUUUGUCUAACGCGUCAAACUGAACAUACUGCAAACAAGGAACACUAUAUUGAAAGAUAAAACGGCUGAAUACAGCCGACACACUAAAUGAACUGCAGCAGCUGAAAUAUCCAAAACAGAUUUAAAAUAAGUUAAAGCCAAAAGAACUAAAAUAGCUAAAAAGGAUUGAUUUGAGAGAAGUUAAGCAGCCUAUGCUUGUUUUUGAAAGUUCAGAUCGUCUGUUUUCUUCAGUUUGUAUUUUACAUGUUUGGUGCCUCUAUGUGAAUUUCAGUUAAAGAUGUCAAACACUUCUUUUUGUUGCGUUUUGCCAGUGAAGGUUGCAGACGUGUGGUUGAACCUCUGACUCCAGAUCAUUCACGCGUUGUCUUUAAGCCGCGCGUCUUCGGCUGAACGGCGGCGUUCAGCGCGACCCGCUCCGCCCUCCUUCUCUCCCCCGACUCUUCCUGGUGCCUUCUGGCAAAACUCCCUCUCUGUUCCCUGUGAUGAACUUGACCGUGUGGCGGACGCCGAGUCUGAACCGUCCGCCGGCGAUAACCCCUGGAUGCGGUGCAGCCGGUGGAAACUCCCGCUGGAAAUACCUUGACACUUUCUCCUCUGCUGGUUUUAAUUUCUCUGUGAGAAUCCCGACACAGUUUAUUGGAUUUUGAGUUGAAGGACUUUGUUUGUUGAAAUGCUACCAAAAUCCAAACGACGACUCCCGUUUCUUCCCAGUAGAAAAAGAGGAAAGCAUGAGUGUGCGGUCCCUUUAAAGUCCGGCCAGACUGUUUGUAGCGGACACUUGUUUAAAGGUGCCUUCGUGACAGUUUGAUGUCCUGCACACUCUGCCACUGUUCCUCCGUCCCUCUGUACUCACAUGGAUUCAUGGAUAUACUGGCCUUGAUAAUAAACUUCAUGAAUGUGUCCUUCAUUGUGGUGCAGACGACUCGCACUCGUUUCCAUCUUAUUCACCUCUUUCUUUCCUCCCUUUUUGUAAAAUCUCUGUCCUGCAGCUGCCUUCAAUUCAGCUGGGAAAGUCAAAACCUGCUGCUUGAUAAGUCCAGAGAAAGAGUGUAGAUCAAAAAAAUGAAACCGUGAGAUUGGUGAAAACAAUUUCAAUUGCUUUAAAACAUCUCGAAAUGUAUAAAAAUGUUUAACCCUUACCUGGAUGUUUGUGCUGCUUUCUUUGAAGAUGCACUGCUGCCUUGCAGAUGUGUAUUUUUGGGGUUUGUACUGUUCUUUGU
Messenger RNA from Salarias fasciatus (jewelled blenny), 2932 nucleotides. RefSeq names its product protein kinase X-linked (gene prkx). The transcript has 9 exons. The record is from RefSeq and is a predicted model, not a curated record. Gene Ontology annotation, cellular component: cytosol; cAMP-dependent protein kinase complex. Bases 298 to 1335 code for a protein of 345 amino acids. Gene Ontology annotation, molecular function: ATP binding; cAMP-dependent protein kinase activity. Lineage: Eukaryota; Metazoa; Chordata; Actinopteri; Blenniiformes; Blenniidae. Gene Ontology annotation, biological process: protein phosphorylation.